GGGCUCAGUCUCCCAGUAGCCGAACAGCAGCGAGGUUCGUUCUCCUUCAGUUGAUAUCAUUGUUCGCCAACGAUCACACUUGUUUGCCCGCUUACUUUACGCAAUCUCGCGUGGUAGACUGUGGUUUCACUUUUCGAUAGUGUACGAUAGUUUGUUCUCAAAAGCACGAAACUCGGCCGGCGCAGCUACAAGGUUAUAUCACGGCAGCUCAGCAUGUCAACAGAGACACUGGACCAAUAGAAGAUAUUGUGUGUGGUGUGCAUGUUUUGAUUGGAUAUUGAAGAAAAAGGUUGAUCUUUUUUUAUAUUUACGCAUGGAAAUUUAACGGAAAACGUGCAAAUGUCUGUGGCCGUCGAUCGUGCAUUGGAUCAAUAAACCGAGCAAGUGAAUCGUUAUCAAAUUAUGGUGCUUUCCAAAAAAAUCAAUUCGAACACCACAGCAUUCGAGAAAGAUAAAUAGGGGAAACACAAUGUGCAAGUUUUAAUUGCAAACUGUAUUUGUAUUCGUGUAAACUAAUUGUAAUUUGGUUACCAAUGAGUCCGGUAUGGUUCAUGGUGAAUCAGAAAGAUUACAUCAGAAAGUUAUUAGUGUGAAGUAACAACCCAUUGUCUGUAGACGUUCGAUUUAGUUGUUCAAACAGAGUGCAUUACCCACUGCAGAUAAGCGGAGAUCACCUAUCCUGACCGUCCGGUCGUUGCAUGUAAAACGGAUUGAUAGUGCGAGGGUAAAUUUCAAUUUGCUCGGAGCUACACAUCCAGCAGAAAGCAGUUUGCAGACCACAUUAGAUAGUGAAACAACGGCAGCCAACAUUUAGCGAUAAGCCAAAAUGGUUUCAACGCGGUUCGAGGUAUCGAGCUCACCGCCUAUACGAUACCCAAAAUCCAUAUUUUUCAUUAUCAGCAAUGAAUUUAGCGAACGGUUUAACUACUAUGGUAUGCGAACUGUUUUGGCUCUAUACCUCACCCAAAAGCUCAACUACGACGACGAUACGGCCACCGUGAUAUAUCACGUUUUUACCAGUUUAGCCUAUUUCUUUCCCCUGAUGGGAGCCAUCCUUGCCGACAGCUUUCUGGGCAAAUUUAAAACGAUCUUGUACCUGUCUAUCGUAUACUGCAUAGGAAGUACGCUGAUUGCCAUGGGAGCAAUACCGCCUCUCAACCUCCCCGCCACAUCGAUGACCGUCAUGGGUUUGUUGUUCAUUGCGGUCGGAUCCGGCGGUAUAAAGCCAUGUGUAUCGGCUUUCGGAGGUGAUCAAUUCAAACUUCCUGAGCAGGCAGUGCAACUGGCAAAGUUUUUCUCUUUGUUCUACUUCGCCAUCAAUGCUGGCUCUCUGAUAUCAACCACAUUAACGCCAAUUCUUCGAGAAGACAUCCAUUGCUUCAAAGAAACCGAUUGUUUCUCGCUUGCAUUUGGCGUACCGGCGGUACUGAUGAUCUUCUCCAUCUUGAUAUUUGUGAGUGGUAAAUCAAUGUACUCCAUCAAAAAGCCGGCUGGUAACAUGGUUGUUUUAGUAUUCAAAUGUGUUGGGAAUGCACUGUCAACGAAAGUUAAGGAACAGGAAGAUAAUCCAAAGUCUCAUUGGUUGGAUUAUGCCGAAACAAAGUAUGGAAGACAAAUCGUGGCAGAUAUAAAAUCACUCAUGAAGAUUUUGGUUUUGUACAUUCCACUGCCCGUUUUUUGGGCACUUUUUGAUCAGCAGGGAUCUCGAUGGACAUUCCAGGCUACGAGGAUGAACGGUGAAAUUGGAGCAUUUACAAUUAAACCCGAUCAAAUGCAAGUCAUCAAUCCAUUGCUGAUUCUAGCAUUUAUUCCCUUCUUUGAAGGCUUAGUUUAUCCUGUCCUAGAAAAAAUCGGCAUUCGCACUCCCUUGCAAAAGCUCUCGUUCGGAGGAAUUUUAGCAGGUGCAGCAUUUGUUUUAUCAGGAUUUGUGGAGAUCGCGCUGAACGAAACAAACGCAAUUAUGCCCACUCCUAUGGAAUCUCAACUUAGAAUAUACAACGGUCUACCGUGUGAUUAUCAUUUCAAGUCCGAUAUACCAGACUUCCAAAACUUCACCGUGCAAUCAAUCGGCGCCUUCGAGGCCAUUCACGUAAACACCAUGCAGAACACGACAUUCCACUUCACGGCGGAAACAACUGAGAGUUUUUGCGUAAAAGCCAACAUGUCGAACAUUUCCGGCACCUUCUAUCUGAAUCCGGGAAAUGCAGUCAGUUACUUCAUAACUCAAAAAGCGAACAAAGUUAAUCUCGUCGAGUAUGCGGAUACGGCGGAAAAAGACAAACGAGGACUACCCCGAUUGCGAAUCUUAGCCAACAUAAAAGCCACUAGGAAGGUGCUGCUGAAGAAUAACUGGAAUGACGACUUCCAGUACAACGUUUCGCUGAACACCUACGAUCAGUUUUCAGUUGCGGAUGGCGAGUACGACUUGUACAGUGAUAAUGGAACUAGAAAAAUUGCUUCUGUGAAGCUUGAACUAGGAGGAGUUUACACAGUUCUACUGCAUGAAGUUUUGGAGAACGAAUUUAAACUUCAAAGACACACCGUAACUCCCUCCAACUCUCUGCACAUGCUCUGGCUGGUGCCCCAGUACGUGGUCAUUACCGCUGGAGAAGUGAUGUUCUCGAUCACUGGUCUACAGUUCUCGUACUCGCAAGCGCCAGAAAGUAUGAAGUCCGUUAUUCAGGCCUUUUGGUUGUUAACGGUCGCCAUCGGUAACAUGCUGGUCGUGUUCAUUGCCGAAGCGAAAUUUGUCGAAUCUCAAUCGGUCGAGUUCUUCUUGUUUGCGGUGCUGAUGUUCCUGGAUAUGGGGCUCUUUAUGAUCCUGGCAGCACGCUAUCAGUAUACGGAACACGACGCAAAGGAUAUUGAAACGGGUGAUAUUAAGAAACCAGAUCUGGAUAAGAUGGACGGCGUUCCGUCGAAGCUCGACCAAGGUCCACUGGAGAGAGGCUUGGAACCGCCCAAAGCAGCCUACACGAAUGAGGCGUACCGGGAAGACUGAGUGCUGUGAAAUUUAGUAUCUAGGAAAUGUUCUCUCUUUUUGUUUACAGUAUUUUAACCUGUCUAAUUAUGUGAAAAUAUCUAAAUUACAAUUGUCGAUGUAAUUUGCUUGUAUUAGGAUUUCUUUAAUUUAAAGAAAAUACAUGUUUAGGAAACGAAUAAAUAAAAACUCAAUUA
This is a messenger RNA of Armigeres subalbatus, 3177 nucleotides long. RefSeq names its product peptide transporter family 1-like. NCBI's taxonomy places the organism in Eukaryota, Metazoa, Arthropoda, Insecta, Diptera, Culicidae. The record is from RefSeq and is a predicted model, not a curated record. Gene Ontology annotation, biological process: dipeptide import across plasma membrane. Gene Ontology annotation, cellular component: plasma membrane. The transcript has 5 exons. Gene Ontology annotation, molecular function: dipeptide transmembrane transporter activity. Bases 827 to 3001 code for a protein of 724 amino acids.